Molecule: messenger RNA, 474 nt
Organism: Kwoniella mangroviensis CBS 8507
Lineage: Eukaryota; Fungi; Basidiomycota; Tremellomycetes; Tremellales; Cryptococcaceae
Exons: 3
Coding region: 1-474 (157 amino acids)
Source: RefSeq, a predicted model, not a curated record
AUGUUCUCUUUACGGUCUACGAUCGCAUUUACUUUGCUCUCAUCUCUCCUAGUGACCAAAGUGGCUUUAGCAGGAGACAGCAUCAAAGUCAAAAUCAACUUACCUCCAACUGGUGAAUAUAGAGAUUGGGAGAACUCUUCCGAUUAUGUAGCCGGAGGUGGAAGUAAAGUACAUACGUUCAACAGACAACAAAUCCAAGAUGAUUUCGCUAUUAAGUUCCAUUAUACAGUUUGGGAACCGAUGGAGGAUGGUUCAGAUUAUAGACAUGGUAGCAGAAGAUGGGAUAUGACUUGUUACGUCAAAGCUACCGAUACUACCGAUACGCUCAUACCUGAAUUCACCCUUACCGACGUAUUGAAAAACCCCAUCGAAGUCAAAGUUGGUGGCCCGGCCAUACUUUGGUGUCCCGCCGAUCAAGGUACAUGCACCAAGAAAGACUGUCAGGUACCCAAUAUUGAUUCUACAGCCGCAUAA